This is a messenger RNA of Anolis sagrei ordinatus, 3053 nucleotides long. NCBI's taxonomy places the organism in Eukaryota, Metazoa, Chordata, Lepidosauria, Squamata, Anolidae. The record is from RefSeq and is a predicted model, not a curated record.
AGCUCUCUCCCUUAUUUCACUUUCAGUCAUUGACCUCCUGACGGUGACGGAGGCCCGGCACAUGGCUUCGGUCACGAACAAGAUCCGGACGGAGCUCCUGUCGGUCAGUGACCUCUACCUGCUCUCCACGGUCCGCCUGCCCCCGAAGCAAGGUGGGGUCCUCUUCGGCCUCUACUACAGGAAGGACAACAGCCGUUGGUUGGAAGUCUCCGUGGUCAGCAAGACCAGCAAAGUCCUGAUCCGAUACCUCCGUCCCGACGGGAAGCUCCACUCGGUGAACCUGCAGAACGCCCCACUUGCCGACGGCCGCAGCCACACUGUCCUCCUCCGUCUGAGCGGCCUGCAGGGCAGCAGCCUCUCGUUAGACCUCUAUGUGGACUGCAAGCAGGCGGACUCGAAUGCGGGGCUGCCGGAGAUGACCUCGAUCGACGGGGAGCAGAUGGAGGCCGUGGAGGUGCGGACGGGGCAGAAGGCCUACCUCCGUAUGCAGGGGUCUCUGGAGUCGCUGAAGCUGAUCCUGGGGGGCUCGAUGAGCCGAGUCGGAACCUUGAGCGAGUGCCCCUUCCAAGAGGACGAGUCCAUGCAGAACACAGUCUCCAACGUGAUCCAUUCCCUCUUUGGUGAGCAGACGAAGGCGCUGGUGAAGCAGUUGACCCUCUUCAACCAGAUCUUGAUGGAGCUUCAGGAGGACGUCAGGGAUCAGGUAAAGGAGAUGUCCCUAAUCCGGAACACCAUCAUGGAGUGCCAAGUGUGUGGCUUCCACGAACACCGCUCCCGCUGCAACCCCAAUCCGUGCUUCACCGGCGUCGACUGCAUGGAGACUUACGAAUACCCGGGCUAUCGCUGCGGGCCCUGUCCGCCGGGCUUCGAGGGCAACGGCACCCACUGUGCCGACAUCAACGAGUGUGCCUACGCCAACCCCUGCUUCCCUGGCUCCAAGUGCCUCAACACGGCGCCCGGCUUCCGUUGCGAGCCCUGUCCGUCCGGCUACAGAGGGAACCUCAUCUCCGGCGUCGGAGCCGACUACGCCAAGGCCAGCCGACAGGUUUGCGCAGACAUUGAUGAGUGCAACGACGGGAACAACGGCGGGUGCGAUCCCAACGCCAUCUGCACCAACACGGUGGGGUCCUUCAAGUGCGGGCCUUGCAAGUCGGGCUUUGUGGGCAACCAGACGGGGGGCUGCUCCUUAGAGAAGACCUGCGAGAGCCCCAGCAACAACCCCUGCGACAUCAACGGCUACUGCCUCUUUGAGCGCAACGGGGAGGUCUCCUGCGCGUGCAAUGUUGGUUGGGCCGGAAACGGGAAUGUGUGCGGACGGGACACGGAUAUUGACGGCUACCCGGACGAGCCCCUGCCCUGCAUCGACAACCACAAGCAUUGCGCACAGGACAACUGCCGAUUGACACCCAACUCGGGGCAAGAGGACGCGGACAACGACGGCAUUGGCGACCAAUGUGAUGAUGACGCGGAUGGUGACGGGAUCAAGAACGUGGAGGACAAUUGCCGGCUCUUCCCCAACAAGGACCAGCAGAAUUCGGACACCGACUCCUUUGGGGACGCUUGCGACAGCUGCCCCAACGUCCCCAACAACGACCAGAAGGAUACGGAUGGCAACGGGGAGGGAGACGCUUGCGACAACGACAUUGACGGUGACGGGAUCCCCAACGGGCUGGACAACUGCCCCAAGGUGCCCAACCCAUUGCAGACGGAUCGGGACGAAGAUGGUGUGGGGGACGCCUGCGACAGCUGCCCCGAGAUGAGCAACCCCACACAGACAGAUGCUGACAGCGACCUGGUGGGGGACAUUUGCGACACUAAUGAGGACAGUGAUGGGGAUGGCCACCAGGACACCAAGGACAACUGUGCUGAGGUGCCCAACAGCUCCCAGCUGGAUUCGGACAACGACGGACUCGGGGACGAGUGUGACAAUGACGAUGACAAUGACAGUAUCCCUGACUACGUUGCUCCCGGUCCCGACAACUGCCGUCUGGUUGCCAACCCCAACCAGAAGGACUCUGAUGGUGACGGCGUGGGAGAUGCCUGCGAGGAGGACUUCGACAAUGACACGGUGGCUGACCCGCUGGACGUCUGUCCAGAGAGCUCCGAGGUGACACUGACUGAUUUCCGGGCCUACCAGACGGUCAUCCUGGACCCCGAGGGAGAUGCCCAGAUAGAUCCCAAUUGGGUGGUGCUCAACCAGGGCAUGGAGAUCGUCCAGACAAUGAACAGCGAUCCAGGUUUGGCUGUGGGCUACACGGCCUUCAACGGGGUGGACUUCGAGGGCACCUUCCACGUCAACACCGCCACCGACGACGACUACGCGGGCUUCAUCUUCGCCUACCAGGACAGCGCCAGCUUCUACGUCGUGAUGUGGAAGCAAAUGCAGCAGAAAUACUGGCAGGUCACCCCUUUCCAAGCCGUGGCCGAGCCGGGCCUCCAACUCAAGGCGGUGAAGUCCAAAACGGGUCCCGGGGAGUACCUGCGCAACGCCUUGUGGCACACGGGCCACACUCCGGACCACGUGCGGCUGCUGUGGAAGGACCCCCGCAACACCGGGUGGAAGGACAAGACCUCCUACCGCUGGCGCCUCCUCCACCGGCCCCAAGUGGGCUACAUACGGGUGCUGCUCUAUGAGGGCCCCCAACUGGUGGCCGACUCGGGCGUGGUCAUUGACACCACCAUGCGAGGCGGGCGCCUCGGCGUUUUCUGCUUCUCCCAGGAAAACAUCAUCUGGUCCAACCUGCAAUAUCGCUGCAACGACACCAUCCCAGCGGACUUUGAGCCAUUCCGCCGGGUUUUACUCGAGAGGCCCUGAAGGAGAGCGGCCGGAGCGCCCACCACAGACUGGACCACGGGGACACCUCUGUGGGCCCCGGUGGUCCAAGGCCCCCAGCGAAGCAGCCGCUUGGCCAUUCCGGUGGAAGGAGGGAGGAGGAGGAGGGGGGCCGGUCCCACAAAGGCACGGGUUUCUCCAGGUAUCUCCGGGGUUCCCUCUCGGCCUUUUGGGGGGAAAGACGGAUUCACCAAUAAAACUUCGGCUCUUUUUCUAAUAA